Messenger RNA from Exophiala xenobiotica, 2184 nucleotides. RefSeq lists its product as uncharacterized. The transcript has 3 exons. NCBI's taxonomy places the organism in Eukaryota, Fungi, Ascomycota, Eurotiomycetes, Chaetothyriales, Herpotrichiellaceae. Gene Ontology annotation, cellular component: Golgi membrane; cis-Golgi network; SNARE complex. The record is from RefSeq and is a predicted model, not a curated record. Gene Ontology annotation, biological process: vesicle fusion; endoplasmic reticulum to Golgi vesicle-mediated transport. Gene Ontology annotation, molecular function: SNAP receptor activity. Bases 125 to 802 code for a protein of 225 amino acids.
GUUCCAUCCCCUACAUGCAGGUUGCUUAACGGCGUCCGCCAUGGAAGCGUCCACAUUGCGAAUGGGCACGAAGUCAUAAUCGCAUUACUGCCAGUUCUUGUCUCGCUUCGGUACAAUAUUUACAAUGGCAGCCGGAGGAGGAUGGGCGCAACUGCGUCAACAGAUCAGGACACUGGAGAGUCAGACCGAAGCCUUAUUCCACACGUAUUCUCAAUUCGCUUCAACCCCGAAUCUCCCUGCUAAACCAUCGGAGGAAGAACAAAGGAACGAGGCGGAAAUCGUGGAACUGCUGGAGAAGCGAGACAGCUUAAUCGCGCAGCUAUCUAGACUUCUCGACUCUGAGAGCGCCUUGAGCACAUCUUCCUUGAAACAGAACAACCUCGCCCGACACCGCGAAGUCCUGAGCGAACACCGACAGGAACUCCGUCGCAUCAAAUCGUCUAUAUCCGAAGCACGAGAUCGUCAACAUCUCCUCGCCAAUGUCAGGUCAGACAUCGACGCAUUCCGAAGUUCGAAUCCGGCCGAGGCCGAAGCAGAAUAUAUGCUUCAAGAACGAGCACGGUUAGACCAGAGUCACAGUGUGAUUGAUGGCGUGUUGGCUCAGGCAUAUGCCAUCAACGAGAAUUUCGGCAUACAGCGAGAGACUUUGGCCAGUAUAAACCGACGUAUCACGAGUGCGGCAGCACAGAUACCUGGCGUGAAUGGAUUGAUUGCCAGAAUUGGCACUAAACGGCGAAGGGAUGGAAUCAUCUUGGGCAGUUUCAUCGCCUUUUGCUUUCUGAUGCUGCUCUACUUCAGCUGAUGUCCAAAAUGAACGCCGUUGAUGCCACAGCAACUAUGGAUCCCAUUAUUCAUUGGGGAAGCCCUAAGAUACUCAGGCCCGACCUGCUAAGCACAAUCUUCGAGGCCACGACGCUCGGAAACUCUCCAUCUUACAGCUGCCACUCACAUCAGACCUUGUCACUGGAGAUACGAAUGUUUGGAACCGUCGUUCUUCGGGCAAGAAGGCCGAGGGGCAACAAAUAUUGCCCAAUCUUCUCUCAGGCGACAGUCGAUUAAGGCUAGCAUCCCUUAUCAUGCAAGGAAGACUCCUUCGGAGAGGAGGCCCUUACGCAGCUGUAUUAAGCAGCAGCUCUUUGGCACGCUCACAUCUGACGUGAGGGCCAUCUGGCAGAUGCCAGCCUUAGAGUUCCUUUUGCCUGUCACCACAUGUUUCACCAACACCCCGAUUACCAUAGCCCUCCAGCACGACAGCGUAUCAAUAUCCUUCGACUUGUGAGGACGGAGGAUUAUUUGCAAACUUCACCUGCUGAAUCGCUCUCGCGCCCAGUGGUGUUCUGUACAGGGAUAUUCCAAUGUUUGCCCUUAUAUACCCUCUAGCAUACAGUGUCUAUCGGGAAACGCCAUUUCGUUCGUCCACAGAUAUACGGUCUGCUGGUUCUACCACAGUGAUCCUAUCAAUAAAGGCAUAUGGCGCAUUGGUAUCAAGGUAAAGCGAAAGCGUCUCUUUCAGUUCCGGAUGGUUUUCAGUGUUUUGCAAUCUGUGCAUGCGAGGUUCUGGCACAAAGCAUAAGAUGAAUCCAGAUAAGAUACUCCCUUGACUAUAUCACUUCUAAUGUAAUCCCCUUUCUACCUGUAUUUGGUCAAGCGUGAACUCGACAACACUGACUGAAUGGUCUCCCAAUGAUACAGGCCGGACGAAUCCUGGGCAACAGUUUGCUUGUUCUCAAAUGAACCAUGCGAGAAUACUUACGGAGAGACGAGCGCACCUUUCAGAACCUCAGGUACCUAACUCAUCUGCACAUCGCUUACGGGUACGGGUACUGCCUCUGCCAUGUCCGUAGCAAGUGGUCGAGACUCGGUCAAAAAGGUGGUUGACGUUAAAAGCCGCAGAUGGUCCGGGUACAUUUGGCAGUCGUCAGCUCGGUCUAAAUUAAAAAAGCCCGAAUGGUCAAUAGAGGAGGAUGAGAUCAUGGACGGUUACAUUCGAGGAAGUGUUAAGCAUUGCACGCACUCCUGUUACUAGUAUCUAUUUGCGACGCAACGCCAUUCCGGAAGCCCAUUGCCGUGCGCGGCCUGCCCGGCAAAAGGACUGGCUUGGUGGAAAGCAUAUGGGCAAUGCGGCUCCCACCUAGACACCCACGACACCGCAAAAGCAAAUGCUUGGAUCUUUGCCAAUUCUUG